GUGGAUAUGUAACAAAUGAAUUUUUCAAUUUUGGUUCGUCUUCUUAGAUGUCAAAUAGCCAUAACCAUGAAUGGGGUGGGAUAAAAAUAUGAAAUAUCCAUAAUACUCCUAUUCAGUGAGUCGGCCUCAUACAGGCACCUCAUGUGGUCGGAAUCAGUUUAUUCAUCGAACCAUUCAGAUUUCCCAGAGUAUCACUCUACCCUCCAUCUAGAGAGCUCUUGAUGGUGCAUUAGACAUUCCAUUGGAACAGGCAUUUAAUAGGAGUGUGCGACAGUGCGAGUGUUAAAGAGGCGCCAAGCAGAGACUUCAUACACUUUCAACUGUACAUUGAUUCAAAUCCUUUAUUAGGGGUAUUUUCUUUUUCAGUUGCAGUUCACAGAUAUUGUAAUGUAUUAUAGACGAUUGUCUUGUAAUGUAUGAAGUCUUGUUGGAUUGUUUUAUCAGAAUAGUUUCAGCAUGACGGGCAGCAUAUAUUGUCAUAUCACGACUCACUCUGUGCUUCCCACUCCUGAUUGUAAAUAACUCCAUAUGUCUUGCAAGACUGCGUGCUGCUGCUGUGCGCUGGGCAUGAACGAGGACAACGCCCGCUUCGGCCUGCUGGCGGCGCUCAUCCUGGGCUACCUGCUGUGUGGCGCCGCCAUCUUCUCUGCGCUGGAGCGCCCGUCCGAGCUGCGGGCACAGCGGCGCUGGCAGGAGACGCUGCACAACUUCACGCGGCAGCACGCCGUCGCCCCGGACGCCCUGACCACCCUGCUGCGCCACUACGAGCGCGCCAACGCCGCCGGCAUCAGAGUGGACGCCCUGCGCCCGCGAUGGGACUUCUCCGGGGCCUUCUACUUCGUGGGCACCGUGGUGUCCACUAUCGGUUUCGGGAUGACGACGCCGGCCACCAUGGCGGGGAAGAUCUUCCUGAUGUUCUACGGGCUGCUGGGCUGCGCGGCCACCAUCUUGUUCUUCAACCUGUUCCUGGAGCGCAUCAUCACCAUGCUGGCGUACGUCAUGCGCUGGUGCCACGAGCGGCAGCUGGGCGGGGAGGAGCGGCGUAGCCGUGACGACAGCCUGGAGGGCUGGAAGCCGUCGGUGUACUACGUGAUGCUGAUCCUGGGCGCGGCGGCGCUGCUGGUGGCCUGCGGGGCGUCGGCGCUGUACGCCGGGGCGGAGGGGUGGGGCUACACAGACGCGCUCUACUUCUGCUUCGUGGCCUUCAGCACCAUCGGCUUCGGCGACCUCGUCAGCAGCCAGCGGCAGCACUACCCGGCGCAGGACGCCUAUCGCCUCGGCAACGGCCUCCUCAUCCUCAUGGGCGUGUGCUGCAUCUACUCGCUCUUCAACGUGCUGUCCAUCGUCAUCAAGCAGACGCUCAACUGGAUCCUGGCCAGGCUGGCGUGCGGGCGGAAGGCCUCGUGCCCGUGUCAUCGCGGCCACGGCAGGUCCAGGGCGCUCAAGCGCAACGCGGUCCAGCCGGCCACUCCCACCAGGCAGCGCGGCAACGCCUCCGUGGAGACGGUGUGCGACAGCGAGACGGACGGCGGCCUGGGGCCCGAGGCUGGACACGCGGCCGGACGCCGGCUCUCCGGAGAGAUGAUCUCCGUCAACGACUUCAUGGCGUCCAACAAGGUGUCGCUGGCCAUCCUGCAGAAGCAGCUGUGUGAGACGGCCCACGGGAACCCGCGCCAGAGCCACAGCCAGAGCCAGAGCCUCAGUCUCGCACGCCACAACGGCUUCUCCGGCGGCGUCGGGGCCUUCGCCAUCAUGAACAACCGCCUGCAGGAGACCAGCGUGGACAGGUGA
This is a messenger RNA of Sardina pilchardus (European sardine), 1791 nucleotides long. It is a transcript of the gene kcnk12l, whose product is annotated as potassium channel, subfamily K, member 12 like. Lineage: Eukaryota; Metazoa; Chordata; Actinopteri; Clupeiformes; Clupeidae. The coding region runs from base 529 to 1791 and encodes 420 amino acids. Gene Ontology annotation, molecular function: potassium ion leak channel activity; outward rectifier potassium channel activity. The transcript has 4 exons. Gene Ontology annotation, biological process: potassium ion transmembrane transport; stabilization of membrane potential. The record is from RefSeq and is a predicted model, not a curated record. Gene Ontology annotation, cellular component: plasma membrane.